Molecule: messenger RNA, 1752 nt
Organism: Chondrus crispus (carragheen)
Lineage: Eukaryota; Rhodophyta; Florideophyceae; Gigartinales; Gigartinaceae
Exons: 2
Coding region: 1-1212 (403 amino acids)
Source: RefSeq, a predicted model, not a curated record
AUGCCAUUCUGUUACGAGCCCCAUUGUAGACGGAGUAGGUACUGUAAUGGAUGCACAGAUUGUAAACGACACUGCGCCUGUGAGUGUUUUGUUGAAGGAUGUAGCAGGCGAUCAGUGUGUGGCAAAUGUGUUCGUUGUGAGCAUCAUUGUUCCUGUUCGGGGUCACCCACAAGGCCAUGCAACGCCCCUUUAACACUAAUCGUACCAAGCGAGAUUAAGAUGCCAUCUUUACACGAGACGGGGUUGUCUACACUACUCGAAAGUCCAGAUGGUUUUGGACCGAGGCUGACUUUAACAAGAAACGGACUUUUCCUCGAGGAACCGGGGAUAUUCCGCAAGAACGUUCACAAGUUAAGUGAUCUGGGGCUGUCUUGGACUGUCAGCAAGAUGUCAAAAUGUGGGGGUUCUGACAUAACAAAGGACGAGGUUCGUCUAGUAGCAGUCAUGACAGAUUAUAUUCUGACAGGGAGGCUAGCACUACAAGACCACCACGGCACGGAGAUACCAAUCGCAAAGGACACUAGCAGUCCGAUAGCAACGAUCGUGGUUGACCAGCCUUUACUCCUCAUAACAGAUAGGAGGCAGGCAAGGCUUAAAGGUAAGUUCUACUCGGAGACCGGGCGUGAAAUUGGUAAGGUGCUCCCCCCUGGUAAGUACGGCUUCGUAUGGGGCAGCGGUUCAGUCGAAUUGCACAGAAGGGAGAUGUAUAUAUUGGAUAUGUUAGACAGUAGAGGGGUCACUCCUUGGGGACGAAAUGACAUUGUUCCCUCGAUAAUGGUCACAGAGGUAUACAGAGACCUCUGGGGUAGGGGCAUGUCUGAAAUGGGAGAUUUCUUUAAGAAAGUACACGCCCGAGCGGCCAACGGAGGUGAAUGGUGUAACUUCUUAGUCGCUGAAGAAGACCUAGAUUCACCCGACUGGUCAGCAGUCGCCAUUCUAGAAAGCCAACUGAAUAUUGAUUCAACGCAGGUCGGUAUAGACUACGGAGCUUUCUUCAUUCAUGAAUUGAGCCCGACGUUUAAGAGUGAAGAGUGGAAGGUGUUUGCUCGGAGCACGAUUAAGGCCGGUCACAAAAACGGUCAACAACUCAGCGGACGCGAUGGUGGGGUGUGGGCCACACCUACGAUGCUCGAGAGGGAGAUGUUGAGAAGGUUUAAGACUGCGCUACGAUCAGGGCCGCUAAGAGAGAGACUCCAGACCGGUAGAGUUUAGUGCGAUACUUCAGGUGUCCGUACCGUCUCUGUUGCACUUCCUCGACAACCCCAACUCACUCUUGGAAAGAAAUGAGCCCACUGGGUGCUACUUACCCAGAAUGAAGACUGUCAGAGCCGGAGGGAUCCAGUUUGAGCCAGUACCACUUGGUCUUGCCUUAGGUGUCACUGUCCUUAAAGAGGCAGGAUGGGCGCUUGAUAGGCAGGGCAGGAGGUUGAGAAUGGAGGGGGGUAGCCGUCAAGUGGCGCACUUGCGACUCAGCCAAGAGGCCGGAGAGUUGAGCUCAGAUGCGUGGACGGACACUGAGCGCCCGGUCAACGGAACGAGGCUAGAAGUGUUGAUAGCGGAUGUCUUAAAUUUCGAGAUCGAAGGACUCACCCAACAGUCUCCAAAAACAGACAACAGGGACGCUUACGACGAGUAUCUUAUAGAAGAGACGCCUAACAUAAUACAGCCGAUUCUCGCCGAUCUCUCAAUCGUGAGUGAGGGGCAGUCAAAAGAGGCGGCUUAUCAGGUCGCAGACUACGGUGCUGGCAAAAA